This is a messenger RNA of Laetiporus sulphureus 93-53, 348 nucleotides long. RefSeq lists its product as uncharacterized. Lineage: Eukaryota; Fungi; Basidiomycota; Agaricomycetes; Polyporales; Laetiporaceae. The record is from RefSeq and is a predicted model, not a curated record. Bases 51 to 275 code for a protein of 74 amino acids. The transcript has a single exon.
UCUCUUCUCUCUCUCAGGCUUGGCCAACACUGUUGACCGAUUGCUUUGGCAUGACACGACUUGCGCGUAAUCAUUCGGAAGAAGUGUACCGUUCGUCGCCGUCCGCUAACCCAGCUGAGCUUCUCCUUCAGCAUGGAAGCUCCUCACGAGAGGACACAUCGCCACUUACUGCACACACGCACGACCACACAUUGGCCAUGCCUUGGCUUUUCUGCCGCCAGAAAUCGCUCCAAGAAUUCGCACUAUCUGCCCCGCGGCACGAGCUCAUAGUGUAGAGUCCUAUGUUCAGAGUUGUCUGAAAUUAAUACGCGCUGCGAUGCCAAUCGCUCAUCGCAUGUUGGAUCUGCC